Populus trichocarpa (black cottonwood) is the source of this 727-nucleotide messenger RNA. RefSeq names its product acyl carrier protein 1, chloroplastic. Gene Ontology annotation, biological process: fatty acid biosynthetic process. The record is from RefSeq and is a predicted model, not a curated record. NCBI's taxonomy places the organism in Eukaryota, Viridiplantae, Streptophyta, Magnoliopsida, Malpighiales, Salicaceae. Bases 113 to 529 code for a protein of 138 amino acids. The transcript is spliced from 4 exons. Gene Ontology annotation, molecular function: acyl carrier activity.
UAAAUAACUAUCAAAUGUAUUUCAAAUUCACUCUCUUAGUUUUCUCCGUCUCUCUCCCACACACGCGCACUACCCAAAGGCUUAGGCUUUCUCUCGCUCUAGAGACUCUCUAAUGGCAGCCUCCACAGGUUCUUUCAUCUCCAUGCAAUCUCGUCCUGGAAUGGCUGCAUCCAGGAUCUCCGGUUUGAAGCCAGUUUCACUUUCAAAUCAGGGAAGAAACACCCUGUCUUUUGGGUUGCGGUCUAUGCCAGCUCGCCGCCUUCGGGUUUCAUGCGCUCAGGCAAAACCUGAAACAAUUGAUAAGGUGUGUGAAAUAGUGAAGAAACAGUUGGCAUUAUCAGAUGAGAUCCCUGUUACUGGGGAAUCAAAGUUUACAACACUUGGAGCAGAUUCUCUUGAUACGGUUGAGAUUGUGAUGGGACUUGAGGAGGCAUUUGGUAUCAGCGUCGAAGAGGAGAGUGCCCAAAGCAUCGCAACAGUUCAGGAUGCUGCUGAUCUUAUUGAGAAGCUCGUUGAGAAGAAAGAUUAGAAGAACCUGGAGAUCAUUUUUAGCCUGCACGCAUGUUUCUUGUUAGUCUAUUAUAGAUGGAAUGCUUGGCAACCUUGUUGCGAACCCAUUGUGUUAUUUGGUUUCAUCUAGAAAAACUCAUAAAGUUUCUAAGUUGUGAACUUGUUUUUUUAUACACUUCGCAUUUCUUGCUUAAUGCAUCAAGUUUUUUACAUGAUA